Messenger RNA from Brassica rapa (field mustard), 606 nucleotides. RefSeq names its product outer envelope membrane protein 7. Gene Ontology annotation, cellular component: chloroplast outer membrane. NCBI's taxonomy places the organism in Eukaryota, Viridiplantae, Streptophyta, Magnoliopsida, Brassicales, Brassicaceae. The record is from RefSeq and is a predicted model, not a curated record.
AGCCCCUAUCUUUUUUAAAAAGGUUCUUAAGAGGAUAAAGCAGUCUGAAGAAGAAGAAGCGUUCAAGCGAAGAGAAAUAAGCAAUGGAUAAAGCACCAGAAAUUCAUUUUCCAAAACUGGAGAAACCUUCGGGCAAGAAACAAACAACGACAGUUGUUGUCGGAGCUUUAGCUGUCGCAUGGUUGGCAAUGGAGUUCGUGUUUAAGCCAUUGUUCAACAAACUUAACUCAUCAAAGGAUAAAUCAGUCUCCGAGGAUGCUACUGCUCCUCCCGCUGACACAGCAGCGUCCGACGAUGCCACAGCUCCUCCCACGGCUGACGAUGCAACAGCUCCUUCCACGUCCGACGCCUAAAGGUGAGAAUAGCCUCUGCGAGAGACAUGUCUUACAAUUUCUUCGUAAUCAAUAAUAUUUAUAAGCAAUAUGUUUUGUGUGUUUAUGUUGUUGUUUCUUCUGUAAUAUUGUUCGGCUUUUAUGACGAUGAUUUUAAGUUAAGGUAAUCUUGUUUUUCUUUUGUUUUUGUAAUAAAAUUCCCGAGAUGGAAUAAUAAAUCAAUGAGUUACGAUGUAAUAUUUGAUUGCAUUUUCCUAAUUGCCUUGGGCUUUGU